CAGCAGUGGAUGGUGGACACUGGUUUCUUGUUAGAGAAUCAUCAAUGCAGAGCGCUUUGGACAUGAUCCUUCAUUUGUCUGUGUGUAGUAAUUCUCUAAUGAUCAAAGACAUACUGUGAUGCAGAUUUAUGGAUUUAUCUCUCUAGCGCUGCAGCUUAUGAUAAUCAUAAGUAAUGCAGCGAUCACCAAAUCUAAAGGACACUGGUACUGCCCUCCUUCGGCAAGCUGCACAAGCAGCUGCACAAAUUCUAGUUACGUGGACUGUCAUGGAAAAAAUGUCUCUUGCAAGGCCUAUUCCUGCACCCCUCAGAGUCCCGGCUACUCCUGCAUGGUCGGAUCCUACAACUGCAGCAACGACUGCAGCUACGAAGCUUCUCCAGAACUCUGUAGUUGCAAUGCAGAUACUUGCAGCUGCCUGAGCGAUAUGAUGCACACUCAGGACAGCAUGCAAGGGAAAAUUGCAGAAAACAUAGUGAAUUUUGUUGACCAGAUCGCAAAUAUGACAGGUCUGAUGUCUACGGAAGCGGCAGGAAACUAUUUGAAGAUUGUUGAUGACAGCCAGGUAAAGAUUUCAGGUUUGGUCAAAGAAGAAGAUAAAAGUAAACUGGUGUCAUAUGGAAACAGUUAUCUGAACGCCUUUGAGAGCCUGGUGUCUGCACUGGUGACGCCAACAGAAACUCACAACUUGCUGAACAUUAGUCUCAACAAUACAGAAGUGAGAGUUCUUGCAGUUGGACCAAACGCAUCUGAAAAAAUAAUUCCUUCAGUCAGUACGGAAAAGGCUGAUAUGAAGAUUAACAUUUUUGAGAUUGCCAAGAGCAAUCCUUCAGGAUCAGCUAAUGUGGCUUUCAUGAGCUACACGAUGAUGCUGAAUCUGCUGAAGCCAGACUUCUUCAACACACCAAACAACACGAUUAAAACCAUGAUGUCCACUGUGAUCUCAGCUACUCUUCCCAAAACCACCAACACUAAACUCACCAAACCAGUCAACUUCACCUUCAGACACAUCAGAGAGUUUAAUCCCAGCGGUUCUCUGUCCUGUGUGUACUGGAAUAUCAGCGAGUGGAUUGUAGAUGGUUGUUCUGUUUUAAAGACCAAUAGCAGCUACACUGUGUGUUCCUGUGUUCAUCUGUCAACAUUCGCUCUCAUCAUGCAAACCAGCCGCCCACCAGAGCGCGACCCACUGCUGGAGCUGUUGAAUUUGGUGUGUGUGAUCGUGGGGCUGAUGUUCUUCACUUUGGCCCUGUUGACUUUUGCCCUUUGUCAGUGGAGUCCUGGAGUGAAUAAUGUGGCUCGAAUCAACAUCUGCAUCAGUCUUCUGCUGGCUCACCUUCUGUUCCUGCUCACACAGCAGUUCCUGAGCCUCAUACGGCCUCAGAAGGAGUUGUGUGCCGUGAUCUCAGGCCUUCUGCACUUCCUCUUUCUGUCCGGCUUUGUGUGGAUGUUCAUUGAAGCUGUGCUGCUCUUCAUCUGUGUGAAGAACCUAACACAGAUCAGCUCCAAAAAGAGGGAGGUGCUUAGCAGUGGAUUCCUGUGUGUGAUUGGAUAUGUAGUUUCUCUGUUUGUGGUGUGUGUGUCUGUCGGUCUGGUUCCUGACGGCUACGGUAGCGAACAUUGCUGGAUUAAACUUGAUAAAGGUUUUAUCUGGAGUUUUCUGGGCCCUGUUUGUGUCAUAUUAGCAUUAAACACAAUUCUCUUCAUCAAGAUCGUUAUCACUCUGAACUCAACUUUUAAAAAACUGAAUGCUGAGGUUUCACAGAUGAAACAAACCAAGAUUAUGGUGUUUAAAACACUGGCUCAGUUUGUGGUUCUUGGUUGCUCCUGGAUUCUGGGUUUCUUCACUAAUAGCAGUAAGGUCCUGGAGAUCCUCUUCCUGAUCUUGAACUCCCAGCAGGGAACCUUCAUCUUCCUGAUCUACUGUGUCCUCAAUAAUGAGGUCAGGCAGCAGUACAGGAAGUUCUUCAGAUGUCUUUACUCUGGACGCAAAAAACACUGAGAACUACAUCAUCAUGUUCAGGAAGUAAAAAAGUACUGCUAAAGUGCCAUUAUUAUACAGAUGAUGUCAUUCUUACAGUAAAAUCAAUGUUUUAGAUGUUAACUGUAGUUUCAUCUCCUAACUGUAAAGACUUUUGAUAUUACAGUUGUAAAUACAGAAUAUAUACAUAUUUUUUAAACACAAUUGGUGGUGAGAGAAAAGCAUAUUUUUACAGAGAAUCCACAAAAUGUUCUGCUAAAUGCUGGCAAAUUGAAAAACCUUCCUGAAAACUCCCAGUCAACGCGUGAGAUCAUGCGAUGAUCACAGUGACAUCACACCAUUCUCAUACGGUGAUACUUACAUGUGAGCUCAUUUUGAAUUAACAGAGAUUUAGAUGAUAAUGUUUUAUUGUUUUGUUUGACGUUACCAUCGUGGUGAGUAGUGUUUGCUUUAGUUGGGCUCUUGACCCUUGACUUUAUAUUUUUUGGGGGGGCUGCUGUAACUGUGUUUGUAAAGCACAUUUGUUAUGGCAAGUAACACCAAAAAGAGACUGCAACCAGAUGAUAUUGGUUUGUUACUGAUGAUAACAGUGCAACCAUCACCUAGAUUCAGUAUGCAGUCUUCAUGAGGAGUUAUAAACCUCAUUUUUAUAACAGCUCUGUGAUCAUAAUCAUUUAUGAAGAAUUUUAAAAGCAUGAUAAGACACUAACAUUUUGAAAUAUUGUGUCAUUUAAACACAAAGAGAGACAUCAAGAAUCAAUGUAUGAAUCUCAACAAAGGUGACAAUCAAAAGCUUCAUGCUGCAAUGCAUGCUGGGUACCUAGUCUCUGUACAGUGAGUGCACUUUGACCUCACAUUAGUAUGAGCACACAGUGAGGGCGCUGUGAGGUUACACUUUUAGCUCACUGUUACCUCACAUUGUGACCUCAUCACGAGUAUCCUGUGAGAUCAUGGUGAGAUUACUGUGAGAUCAAAUUGUUGACUGGGCUGUUUCAUGUGUGCAUGGUGAAGGAAAAUAACAUGACUUUACACUUUACAGUUUAAGUUUAGUUUUUAAAUGAGCCUUGUGUCAAAUAUAAAAUAAUGUUAAUACAUGUAUUAAUCUUGCACGCUUAUAAUUUUGUUUGCGGUUAGAAUAUAAUUUUUUUAUAUUACUUUAAAUGCCCAUCUGGAAAAAUACAGUAUACUUUCAGAAUGGAGUGUUACAGGUUUUACAGGUGCAGUGUAUUUACCUUUGUAAAUAAACUAUUAAAAUAAAGGAACAGCUGAUGUGUCAAAUUCAAAGUGAAUCUGUAUUGUCAUAUAGCUUUUAUUUUUGUAUUAAAACACAUGAAUGAUGA
Molecule: messenger RNA, 3315 nt
Organism: Onychostoma macrolepis
Lineage: Eukaryota; Metazoa; Chordata; Actinopteri; Cypriniformes; Cyprinidae
Product: adhesion G protein-coupled receptor E3-like
Exons: 14
Coding region: 119-1996 (625 amino acids)
Biological process (GO): adenylate cyclase-activating G protein-coupled receptor signaling pathway; cell surface receptor signaling pathway
Cellular component (GO): membrane
Molecular function (GO): G protein-coupled receptor activity
Source: RefSeq, a predicted model, not a curated record